Molecule: messenger RNA, 749 nt
Organism: Hippopotamus amphibius kiboko
Lineage: Eukaryota; Metazoa; Chordata; Mammalia; Artiodactyla; Hippopotamidae
Gene: GLOD5
Product: glyoxalase domain containing 5
Exons: 4
Coding region: 291-584 (97 amino acids)
Source: RefSeq, a predicted model, not a curated record
GAAAGAGGAGGCAUGCCACCUGAUGGUAUUCCGGGUUCUCUGUCGGACCGGAGCUCCAACUCUCCGGACGGCCGGGCCCGACCGGACUCAUUAGAGAGGCGGACCAGCUCACCCGGAUUGGUCGCAGGACCAGAUGCCCCACAACCUGCAACCUGGGGAUUAUGGAUCCUAAAAGGACGUAAUUUAAAGGACAACCUGCAACCUAGACGGAAGGACACUUAUCAAAGGAGAAACUACACUCACACUAGGAUGAGAAGAAGCCGACAUCAGAAGUAGACAGCUAGCCCAAGAUGCUGGACCUGACUCACCGGAAAGCACUGUGUUUUGGAGAUCAGAAAUUGAACCUCCAUGAGGUGGGAAAGGAAUUUGAACCCAAAGCUGCUCACCCAGUCCCUGGCUCCCUGGAUAUAUGCCUGAUCACAGAGAUGCCUUUGGAGGAAAUGGUCCAGCACCUCAAGGCUUGUGAUAUCCCCACUGAGGAGGGUCCAGUCCCCAGAACUGGGGCAAAAGGGCCCAUUAUGUCCAUCUACUUCCAAGACCCUGACAGAAACCUGAUUGAGGUGUCCAACUAUAUCUCCUCAUGAUGGAGGCUAGCUCUCUGCCAUCCUGUCCCCUGCUAUGUCACCCUCUCCCUUCCUUCCUGCAAACCCUCACCCAGGCCCAGAAACCUCUAAGGACUGAGAACUUAGGCACUUCACACAUCCUGCUGUGGGAUCUGAGGCGUGUUUGAAAACAACAUAUCUGAAUGU